Messenger RNA from Gossypium raimondii (Peruvian cotton), 798 nucleotides. RefSeq names its product glutathione S-transferase U17. The record is from RefSeq and is a predicted model, not a curated record. The coding region runs from base 6 to 668 and encodes 220 amino acids. Gene Ontology annotation, cellular component: cytoplasm. The transcript is spliced from 2 exons. Gene Ontology annotation, molecular function: glutathione transferase activity. Gene Ontology annotation, biological process: glutathione metabolic process. NCBI's taxonomy places the organism in Eukaryota, Viridiplantae, Streptophyta, Magnoliopsida, Malvales, Malvaceae.
AGAAGAUGAGUGAGGGUGAAGUGAAGGUGUUGGGCACAUGGGCAAGUCCAUUUUCAACGAGGGUGAGAAUUGCACUUCACCUAAAAUCUGUAAAUUACGAGUACUUAGAAGAGAAUUUUUUAGAAUCCAAAAGCGAGCUUCUUCUCGACUCAAACCCUGUUUUCAAAAGGAUUCCGGUCCUUAUUCAUGGUGAUAAUAAGCCUAUUUGUGAAUCUCUGAUCAUUGUUGAGUACAUUGAUGAGGUUUGGAGCUCUGGACCUUCCAUUCUUCCUUGUGAUGCCUAUGAACGUGCCGAUGCUCGAUUUUGGGCUACCUAUGUCGACGACAAGUUUUUCCCUGCUUUAAAAAGAGCAGUGGUUAGUGGAUCAGAAGAAACUAAAAGGGCAUCAAUGGCAGAAGUGGAAGAAGGGGUGGUGAUGUUAGAAAAGUUGAGCAAAGGGAAAGCUUUCUUUGGUGGGGAUAAUAUUGGGUACUUGGACAUUGUAAUCGGCAGUGUGUUUGAGUGGAUUAAAGUCAUCGACAAGUGUACUGAGACCCAGCUGCUUUCCCAAGCUCCUUGCUUGCUUGAAUGGGGUGCUAGGUUCUCCUCCCAUGAGGCAGUGAAAGAUGUUUUGUCCGGUGUUGCCAAGCUUGCUGGUUUUGGUUUGAAGCUUAAAGCCAAGAUCUAGAAGAAAGGUUCACCAACCCCAAAUUGAUUGAUAGGAUAUAUACAAAAAUUCGGAAAGUGUUCUUUCUAUCUCCUUUAACUUGUACCACUUUGUUUUUCUAUCUAUGAAGAUUAAUCUUUUUAGAUUUCAA